UGUUUCCACUCAAGCUUAGCUGCCGCUGCGUCGGUGAAGUCUCAGACUUUCUUUAACUACUUAUCGUCAGAAUUUUUGUUUCAAAUCAAGAAAAUCAGUGCGUUGCGCAUUCAUCUUGCCACUUGCCAGAUUCCACCAACUGUAGGAUUCCACUCAACAGAGAUUUCCUUUUAUUUUGUGUGUCUGCUGCGUUUUCACUCGUGAAUCAUGGAUGGUGAUGCCAAGUUUUGGGAUGUCCUUCUUCAAUAUUCGUACAACAAAACGAACAAAAACAUGGCCAAAGAUGAGUGGACUGCUUUGUCCAAAGUUGCAAAUUUGUGUGAUUUAAAAGGUGGUCUAUCAAAAGAAUUGAUUGAUCAUUACAAAAUAAAAAAAUUACCUCCCCGCAAAAACAAUUGUAUCUGCACUCAUUGGAUAGUGAAAAACAAGCUCAUAUUCAACAUAAAAAAUAGAAACAUACUAACCCUCGGAUCUUGUUGUAUCCGUAGGUAUUUGAGUUACACUCCAAAAAAAAUCUGUCUUGAGUGUGAAACCCCUUUUAGCCCUUCAGGUCGAAAAGGUAGAAAUUACUGUCCACCUUGUAAGCUUAAGUGGUGUUCAGAGAGAGGGUACAGUUAUCGCAGAAUCAAUUACAAGGAUUCAGAGAGAGAAAAACCUUGUCUUGAUUGUAAAACCCCUUUUAGGCCUUCAGGUCGAAGAGGUAGAAAUUACUGUCCAUCAUGCAAACGUAAGUGGUGUUCAGAGAGAGGGUACAGAUAUGGCAGAUUCCAUUACGAGUCUAUGCGCCAAACAGGUCGCUCAAUGAGAGAAAAUUUUCAUAACUUUGGAAACUUUAAUGUUAUGCCAAAUGAAGGCAGGGAAUCAGAGUUUUGCGGCACCGGUACAAGCAUGUCUUAUAAUCCUAGUGCAAUGCUAAAUAGAAACAGGCAAUCAGAGUUUUUUGGCUGUGUUUCAAGCAAAUCUUAUGACCCUAGUGCAACACUAAAUAAAGAGCUGCAAUCAGAGUCUCGUAGAUGUGAUUCAGGCGAAUCAAGUAAUCCUAAGGCAAUGCCAAUACCCAAACAAAAUACCUGUGAUACCUGUGAAAUACCUGUGAUUGGUGUUAAAGAACACCAAUCACAGUUUCGUGGCCAUGGUUUAAGCCACUCACUUAAUAAUAACAAUAACUUGAGUAAAAUUGUAAAUCUCAAUCUAAUUCAGCAAGUUAAAGCACUAAAAUUUACAAAUAAAGCGGUCUUAUUCCAGUAUUUAGCAUCUCAAGAAUACAUUGAAGGAACUAAAAAAAUCAAUUUUGGUAUAUAUUCCACAAAAAAAAUGAAAGACUUUAAUGACCACAGGUAUUAUAAGUUGUUUAUUGAAAAUGUCAUAAAGCUGAACGAGGGCAAACAAUUAAACGAUGAAAAACUGGCAUUCUACUUUUAUGUUAGUUACAUAAACAAAAAAAUUUGAAAAAACUCCAUGCACAAGUGUUAUGGGCAACUUUUAUCAAAUGUCUGUACAUCUGAAACAUGUAUUUAUUCGUAUAAAUAAUCAUAUUUUUGUUUCAAUCUAUACAUUCUCAACCAAAUAAGUUUUUUUGGCCUGUAAAUACUUAAAAACUGAUCAAAUAUGAGGCAUGUUAUUUUUUAUCAGUGGUUCUUUUUGUUCAUCAAGCCUUCAAAAAUGCAUUGCUCUAUUUUGUAACGUUAAGCAUUCCAAUUCUGCUUUUAAUCCUUUUUUUCCUUUAUCUUUUUUUCUCUUUUUCUUUUUUUCUUUUUUUAUUAGUCUAUUUCAAUCAAUCUGUUUAUAACUGUAUUAAAAUUUUGUAGAUUUCUAAUCUAUCUAUGUGUUAUCCAAAUUUCUGUAUUUCUUCCAAAAUAUUUGUUUUAAAUGUUGUCCUGUAAAUCCUGAAGUAGUUAUUUUAAUUCAAGUCGGAACUAGUUUUUCUGGAAAUAGAAAUACUCAAAUUGCUGAGACAGCUCUCAUUUAUUUCCAAGAAAAAAUACUUUUUCACUCAAAUUCCUUUCAUAUGAUCCGAAAUUGACAGGUUUAUGUCAUGACUUGUUCUUGAAAUCAUCAAAAUCAUGUAAUCAGCAAUUGAUUAGGCUUGUGAGACUGUUCCAGCUUUUUCCAAACAUUUUACGCAGGAAUGUUAAGUAUAGUUAAUUCAAUAUUAUCUCUGCACCUUUAGCAUGUGAUACAGGGUUUUACAAGUUGUUUAAUUUAGUAGACACUUAGUCUUUCAACAUUUACUGCUGUACAAUUUAAUUUUAUUGUAGUCGUGUAAAAGACAUUCCCAAGAUCUUUCACAAGGGUGAUUUUAAUGGUUAAGCAUCCUUUUUCUUCUCAUUUUCUCUGAAGAACCCAUUUUCAGCCUUAAAAAUCAUAUGUUAGCUUGCUUAAUGAAAGGUGAUCUUUUAACUUAAAUUUUUAAAGUGUGCAAUAAGGUCUGAUUUUAAUGCAAAUAAUUAGAGUAAACUUCAUUUUCUUUUUUUUAAAAAAACGAAAUUUUUGGAAGUAGAUAUUUUUAGAUUUUUAGUCUCAAUGCUAACUUGUAAUUUUCCUUGAAAUGGGUAGUUAAAAGACUGCAUGUGUGUGUAACUUAUCUUCAUUUACACCUUUUCUCGUCCAAAUAUUCAUGUAUGUAAUAAAAGAAAGAUCACUGAGUUUGACUCAAUAAAUAAGGUCAAGAGGCCAGCAUUAAUUGAAAAUGCUCCCAAUCUGUAAUUAUACUUAUUUAGCAAGGAGCAUCCAAGGUAUCAAUUUUUUACAUAUCUAUCAAGUUGGUAACAUCAUCUUCCACUGCAGUUUUGGCCCCUUGCUUUCAUUUUAAAAACUUAGUGCUUGACCGUUGCAAAGCUCGGAGCGUUUACUCUCAAUACCACAAAGUCUUGAUGGUAAUUCCUUUUUCUAACCACAGUCAUAAACACUACCUACUGUAACUGUACAAUUGCAGAUGAUAAAAGGCUAUUUUAAUUGCUGUAAGUAAAAAUGUUGUUACUUAACUGUGUUUUUUAUCAUAGUGUACGUUCUUAUUAUGACCUGAAAAUUAUUUAAUUAAGUAUUGUAAUCUUGAAAGAUAUUUGUAAUGUACUUCCUUAAUCAAAAUUUUUAUCACUUAUUGUUCUUCAAUCUUGGAUUACACAGUUUUACUGCCGGUUAUCAAAGAAAACAAAUGUCAGAGGAAUAAAUCAUCCCAAAUACAUUAUCUAGAGCUUUUAAGAAAACAUAAAUUUCAUGUCAUUUAAAAGAAACACAAAUAACAUAGAUAAAGCUAUAUUUUCUAGUAAUGUAAAAAUCCUCCAUCAAAGUUUAGCUGUGUUCGGUAAAAUUCAAAUUCACGUCUUUUUGCUAUAACUCAAUGCACUCUGCUUGUUUUUUUUUUUACUGUAGUGUAUUGUUUAGUGAAACUUAAAUAUUUAUGAAGCCGCUGUUACUAAAGAUAUCAAUAUUUAUAAUAUUUAAUAAAACCAAAAUGUGUAACUCAA
This is a messenger RNA of Bemisia tabaci, 3467 nucleotides long. Lineage: Eukaryota; Metazoa; Arthropoda; Insecta; Hemiptera; Aleyrodidae. The record is from RefSeq and is a predicted model, not a curated record.